GGAUAAGAAAAUAAAUCUUUUAGCAACUGCAAAUAUUUUACAAAAUCCAACAUUGUUUUGCUUUUUCAGGUGGCUAAAAUUGAUCAUAAUAAUAAGUUAUAACCAAAUUAAAAAAUCUAAAAAAGAAAAAGAAAAGGGAAAACCCUGACCAUUAUGAAAGCAGAGAGCAGUGAUUUGUUGGAGUAACUGCGAAUUUAUGUCUGCCUCUGUCUCCUCUGCAAACUAUUUCUCCCUCUCCCUUUCUUAACAUAGAUUCACCUCCUUUCUUCUGACUGGUUUUGUCCACAACUCCCUUGCCCCUUCUCCUCAUUCUUCCUCUAUUUACUUUUGUUCUUUGCUUUCUGUUUUCGGGUUAUCUUAUUGAAUUCUUCCUCUCUUUGCUUUCUUCUAUGUAAUCCUUAGAGUUUAGGUUCUUUGUGUAUUCUUGAAGAAUUUCUUUCUUAACUCAACUUUUCUCGUCUGUCUCCUGUAAUACGUGUUCAGUUCUUCUUUGUAACAAUAGCCUUUAGUUUCAUAUCAUUGCAGUUGCUCUAAGAGGAAACAGAGCAAGCUUGCCGAAGUCAAUUACCAAUACAAGAAACAGGAUAAGAAAACUCAGGUGCUCUGUUCUCUGUCUCUGUUCCCGCUUUAGGAUAUGGAGAAAAAGGGGGACACAAGCUCUCCAGUUGGGGUUCUUGAAGACUAUUUUAGAAGUGAAGAAUCAGAAAGCUCUUCUUCAAAAGAGCCCACAUCAGACUUCGACUCACAAAAAAGUUCAAAACCCGUUUCUCGUUGGCGUGGAUUUUUCCAAUUGCUAAAAAGUAGAACAAAGAAACCUUUAGCCACAUUGCAUCCUCUUAGUGUACUAAAACUUUCAUUGAGAAGGAGCUCCAGUAUGAGAGAAAUGGUACCAAAUCUUUUUGCAGAUUCUGAUUCUUACAAUUUGAAUUGCCCAAGAAUGAGCUUUACUCUCUCUGAACUCCAAGCUGCAACCAAUGAUUUUAGCCAAGAAAAUUUGAUUGGAAAAGGUGGUUAUGCUGAAGUUUACAAAGGGUGCUUAAAAAAUGGGAAAUUAGUAGCUAUUAAGCGGCUAAUAAGAGGAACAGCUGAUGAGAUUGUAGGUGACUUCCUAUCUGAGAUGGGGAUUAUGGCUCAUGUAAACCAUCCGAACACAGCUAGGUUAAUCGGGUAUGGAAUUGAAGGAGGAAUGCACCUUGUGCUUGAGUUGUCUCCACAUGGGAGCUUAGCUUCUGUGCUUUCUGGUUCCAAAGAGACAUUGAAAUGGGAUAUCAGGUAUAAGAUUGCAGUAGGAACAGCUGAAGGUAUACGAUAUCUUCAUGAGGAUUGCCAGAGAAGAAUAAUACAUAGAGAUAUCAAGGCUGCUAAUAUUUUGCUUACCGAAGAUUUUGAGCCUCAGAUAUGUGAUUUUGGGCUUGCAAAAUGGCUACCACAGCAGUGGACUCACCACGUUGUAUCUAAAUUCGAGGGUACAUUUGGCUAUCUUGCUCCAGAGUACUUAAUGCAUGGUAUAGUAGAUGAAAAAACAGAUGUUUUUGCCUUUGGCGUACUGCUGUUGGAAUUAGUCACUGGACGACGAGCACUUGAUUACUCGCAGCAAAGUCUCGUCCUGUGGGCAAAGCCUUUGCUCAAGAAGAAUGAGAUCAGAGAGCUGGUUGAUCCUGCUCUUGGCAAUGACUAUAAUGCGAGACAAAUGAAUCUCAUACUCUUGGCUGCUUCUUUAUGCAUACAACAGUCUUCCUUAAGGAGGCCUAAAAUAACUCAGGUUGUGCAGAUUCUGAAUGAUAAUCUUAACAGCUUGAGAAGUAUGAAGAAAUCACGCGUGGCAUUCUUUCGAAAAGCUUUCCGCGAGGAGCUCUUCAGAGAAGAGGAGUACAAAUCCCCCGAGAAUGAGAUGAACUCAGUUGGUCUAAAAGGUUGAUUUGGAAGUUUAAGUGCAGUGGUCUUAUUUUAACAAUGAACCCUUGAAGUAUUAGUGGGUACUAAAUGCAUGCUGUGUAGCAAAACCCCAAACGUGAGAUGUGCCUAACAAAAGAUUAUAAGAGGAGGAUGUAGAGCGAAAUGAAGACGGAACGUCAAUAAUUUUUCAACCUUUUUGUACAUAAAAGAAAGAAUACAGAAAAGAUGGAAGGGGACGAAAGAAAGAAGAGAUUGAGAAUCUUGGAGUUAUAUUUUCAGACUUGUGUACGGUACAGUACAGCAUGGAAUCCUGCCUGUUAGACUUUAUUGUCAGCUUAUGACAUUAUCCUAAAGAAUGCCAAGGAAAACAAUACGAGAAAGUAGAAAAGCAAAGAAAGGUAGUUUCGCUUUAGAUUCGAUUGCAUGCUUGUGCUCCUUUUUAAGAGACAGCAACUUGGUAGAACAAUGUGAUUGUGAAGGUUUCUGCACGUUGUGGAAACUCUUUUUCAAGAUCUGCCAUGGGCUGAGCCUGUCCCUUCGUUUGCUAUGGAUGCUUAAUAAUAUGAUAUAACCUUGUCGCCAGGAAAGUAGCAAGACUUGCAGAAGGAUAAGUUAUUUGGGCCGAGCGUGUGGUCCGGAUUGAUCAUUUGCCGUGGAGAUGCGUUCUUUGAACUCUUCAUUGGCAACUGAAGGAGAAGAUAGCUAAACAAUGAUGGACUUGCAAAGCCAUCUGAUAUCUUUUGAUAUUGUAAAUUCUUAUUAUAUCUAAAAAAAUCAGAUUUUGAAUGGAAUCAUUAGUAAAAAUAAUCAAA
Messenger RNA from Ricinus communis (castor bean), 2708 nucleotides. Its product is annotated as receptor-like cytosolic serine/threonine-protein kinase RBK2. The coding region runs from base 635 to 1918 and encodes 427 amino acids. Lineage: Eukaryota; Viridiplantae; Streptophyta; Magnoliopsida; Malpighiales; Euphorbiaceae. The record is from RefSeq and is a predicted model, not a curated record. The transcript has 9 exons. Gene Ontology annotation, biological process: protein phosphorylation. Gene Ontology annotation, molecular function: ATP binding; protein kinase activity.